AUGUCUUCACACUCAGACAUCGGCGACAAGCCAAACUUCCAACACAAUGGCGAUACUCUAUCCCGUCAACUAACAGUCCAACUCUCCUCCGAGCAAUACGAACGACUAUUCUUCCAGCCCAACGCCGCCAAAGGAGAUCUUGCCAAACGCCUCGGAAAUCCCACACUUCUCGGCACACUUGGAUUCCUGGUUCCAUUCUCAGUAACGCUCUUCAGUCUCCUACAAUUCCAAGGUUCCUCGCCGACCACUAUCGUCGCAGUUUCCGGAACCUUUUACGCAUUCGGUGGUAUCCCACUGAUUCUCGCUGGUAUCGGCGAGUUUAUCAUCGGAAACACCUUCCCAAUGACCGUGUUUAUUAUUUUCGGUGCUCACUUUGUGUAUCUGGGAUAUACCAACGAUCCGCUUCAUGCAAUUGAAGCCUUCUAUGGAGAAAAUGGUGCGGGAGCUUUGAGUCAGGCAUACAACUCUGGACAGGGCCAUUACAGUGUCGUCCUGGCAUUGGUUGCUUUCAUCUUCCUCUGUGGAUCUUUAAGAACCAACGUACCCUUCGUCAUCAUAUUCUUCUCCCUCAUCUUCCUCUUCAGCUUUCUCGCUGCCGGUUAUUACCAACUUGGAUUCAACCCAACGGCUGCCGGCGCUUCUCACGCUUUCUACUAUUUCAAGAUCGCUGGAGGCUUUGGAUUUGUGGCUAUGAUUAUGGGCUGGUACUUGGCCAUUGUGUUGUCAUGUGCUUCCACUGGAGUUCCAUGCCCACUUCCUGUUUUCGACCUCAGCUCCAAGCUUGCCCCAAAGAGCGUGGAUGGUGCUAAGGAAGAACAUGCUGGCAGUGGCGCGAAUCCAGCAUUGAGGGCAUAA
Messenger RNA from Glarea lozoyensis ATCC 20868, 855 nucleotides. RefSeq lists its product as uncharacterized. The coding region runs from base 1 to 855 and encodes 284 amino acids. Gene Ontology annotation, cellular component: plasma membrane. The record is from RefSeq and is a predicted model, not a curated record. Lineage: Eukaryota; Fungi; Ascomycota; Leotiomycetes; Helotiales; Helotiaceae. Gene Ontology annotation, molecular function: acetate transmembrane transporter activity. The transcript has 2 exons.